UCAAACGCAUCUUGCAAAGCUUCCAAAGACGCUGAAAAUCAAGUUAAAACCACUCCAGAAAGGUCUGAUCGAAGAAGAAGCACAAGAGGAAAGAAAGAGGAGAACGCCAGUAUACACCUCAAAGAAGCAUCUGAAAAACCUGACAGGUUUCAGGAGGCUACGGUUCAGGUUUUGGACUCUGUGGAAGGGGAGGCUGUCAAUAAUGGACUAACCAUCGCAUCUAGAACAACCAGAGGAAGGAGGGAACGAGCUAAGACGGAUGCUUCUUCAAUUGACCAAACGAUGGAAGAGGACACCACACCAACAAAGGGGAGGUGUACUCCGUCCAGAGAGUCCCAAAGCUGCGAGAAAGAUUCUCCAAAAGAGAGCCCACCAACAAAGACCUUUGAAGCACUAGAUUCUGUGGAGGUCGAGGUUAUGAAGGAUGAUGGGCCUAGUACGAGAGCAAAAGGAAAGAGGGGAAGACCUAAAAAACAGAAUGUAGCAACAAAUCGAGAAGGAGCGACACCAGCAGUGAUUGAAAACUUGCCGGAGACCAGAUCGCUCAGCCAUGAGGAGGAACCUGUUAACGUCUUGAACCCAAAGACUCUGGUGACUUUGGAUGAUGCUGGAGGUGAUGAAGAGGAAAAAACAGAUGGAUACCUAGCUGGGAAAACCUCAAGACCUGCAGAGCUCAAACACGAUGAUGACACAGAGGAAAGUAUGCAUGUGGUGACCGUUGACGAGGCCGGAGAGGAGGUCAAGGAGGCGGUAACACCCAGGAGAAGAGGCCGAGCCAGGAGGAGCAGACAGACUCCUGUGAGGAAAUCUACCAGAGGGAAAACUGUGAGCACAAAAGAGGAACUUCCUCCCUCUUCACUUGAUGCCUCCCUCCAUGUGGAGCUCCAGAAGACAGAGGAGGCUGCCUCUGCUGGGCCGGAGCUGCUACUGCAGAACAAAAGCCUGGAGGGAUGUGCAGAAGAAGAAGGGGAGGAGGAGGACACAGAAUGGAGCAGGGCUGAUAUUAAAGCUUUAAAUGAAAGCAGGAGGGAGUCUCCUUCUGUCCCUGCAGACUUCAAACUGCCGGACUUCAAACCCAACAACCCCCUCGGUCAGGAGUUCAUCGUCCCCAAAUCCAGGUAUUUCUGUAAACUGUGCUCCGAUUUCUACCUGAACGAGAGGACGGCCAAGGAGCUCCACUGCAGCAGCCAGAAGCACUACGACAACCUGCAGAAAUAUUUCCAGGAACUUGAAGACAAGUCAUGAAGCUCAUCGCAAAGCUCUCGAGGCUCUGCGUCUGAUUGAUCCAUUUUUUAAGAAAUGAUAAACUGAUUACCUUUUUCAGAGGUUUUUUUGUUGUUGUUGAGGUUUUCAACCACUGCAGAUCGAUUUGUAAAUAAAGCAGUUUGUUUAAGUUAAAA
Labrus bergylta (ballan wrasse) is the source of this 1400-nucleotide messenger RNA. Its product is annotated as zinc finger protein 638. Gene Ontology annotation, cellular component: nucleus. NCBI's taxonomy places the organism in Eukaryota, Metazoa, Chordata, Actinopteri, Labriformes, Labridae. The record is from RefSeq and is a predicted model, not a curated record. Gene Ontology annotation, molecular function: nucleic acid binding; zinc ion binding.